This is a messenger RNA of Lethenteron reissneri (Far Eastern brook lamprey), 1467 nucleotides long. RefSeq lists its product as uncharacterized. Lineage: Eukaryota; Metazoa; Chordata; Hyperoartia; Petromyzontiformes; Petromyzontidae. The record is from RefSeq and is a predicted model, not a curated record.
AUGCCGUCUAUCGACGUCCACCCAAACCGCAUCGUCGAGGGCGACAACGUCACCCUCAGCUGUCGCGUGCCCAACGGAAGCAGCGGAAGCGGCGACAACGUGACCGUGAGCUGGUUCCGAGACGGCUGCCCCUUGCGGGAGGACGCGGGGGGCGACCGUUCGCUGGCGAUGAACUCUGUCGACAAUGGGGCCGUGGGUCACUACGGCUGCGUCGUGAGCAACGCGUGCGGACGCAGCCCCAGCGCAGAAGUCAGAGUCGACGUUCACUACGAGCCAGAGAGGGUGAAGCUGACAGCCGACUGGAUGUCUCUCGACGUCGACAGUCACAUCAUUCGCAUCCGCAGCAGCUACAGCAGUAGCAACAAUAGCAGCAGCAGCUACAGCAGCAGCAGCAGCAAUAGCAGCGUCGACAUAGUCCCGGCGGAUGAGAAGAUGGCGGUGGUUGCCCGCAGGGUCUACGACGCGGUGCGUGCGCUCCUCAGGGCCGCCUCCGUCUCCUCUCCUCGUUCUGGCGGCGACAGACCGCGACAGCCCGGCAAGUCCCCAACCCUCGCGGGAAUCUUCCCCGUGGAGGCGCAGGAGGAGCCGGCGUUCGCCGCCGAGGCCUCCGAGUUGACGCGCAGAUUCCUGGGGGAGAGGGACAACGACACCGAUGGCUGGAUCUCCGCCAAAGUGCACGCGGCAUUCCGCGACGUCCUUCAGGCGUUCUCCGGCGACGACGGCCGUCGGACGUUCAGCGCGACGCGGGGAGCCUCCCAACUAGCGCCGUCGGGACCCUCCGCGAGCACUCGCGUUGCCCGCGCCCCGCCAUGCCCAGCCACGUCCGACAGUGACGACGCCCACGGAGCUCUGGUGCGCCUCGCCUACCUGGGCUUCCCCGCGGGUGGCGGUCAACAUUCACCGUACGACGCCGUGCGCCGGGCCCUGUCGAGGCCCGGCGAGAGGCCCUCGUCACUGUUCGCCUUCGGGCGACGCUCGGGCGACGGGGCUUUUGUCGUCGUCGUCGCUGCCGGCGACGACAACGGCAACGGCAGGGUCGUCGUCGCGUUUCAUUCGGUCGGAUCGCUGCCCGGCGCAAGCGGCUGCCACAACGCGACGAAGGGCGGCAGCCUGAGCCUGGCGUGCAUCACCGCCUCCGGACCAGGGGCCGUCUGCGCGUGGAGCCUCAACGGUGGGAGGCUGCCACUGCCGGCGUCGUCGUCCCCGCCAGAUGCUUGCGAGCUGACCAUCCACAACCUGCAAGUUGGCCACGAGGGGCGCUAUGAGUGCGUGGCCACCAACGUCGCGACCGGACGCAGAGCGACGGUCGCCACGUGCGUCUACGUCAGCGAUGGCAACCGCCCACCACCACCACCACCGGAAGGGAACGGAUGGAAGCCUCGUGAGACUCCGCAAACCCCACAACACAACCCCGUUACGUUAUUGAGAUGGGGGGGGAUGAACCACCCACCUGAGAUUUUGACGUAA